UCGCAGUUGAAAAGCGGCAAUCGCGUCAGAGAUGCGGUGCCGAUCAUGGCUCCAUUUCAUCGGCCUCGCAGCGCUCAUCGCAACUUUUCUGAUUAUGACGACCGAUGCCCAGUCGAAAUCAAAAGCGAAGGCUAAGCAGAAGCAAGUACAGCGUGCGGGCACGACCAGAAGACGAACUACAACUCGAAGACCUCGGUCGACCACCAAGCCGAUUGCCACGACUAGGAAAAAGGCCGUGCAAACCAUCACGGGAGAUCCGUUCAACCUCACUUUGGAAACCACUCCUGACGUCGAUACUGGCUUCAGCUGCUACGAUUCUUGCCAUCCGAACUCCACGUUUCUAGACACAACCGGAAAAAUUUCAAAUCCCAGCUCUUAUGGACAGUUCGUCGAGGCCUGCGGUAAAACCUACCUGAUCGGCUCCCCUUUGAAAGAUUGGGAUGAAAACUGGCAAACGUGCUGUGCAAUUGGGAUGCAGCCCGUGAUUGUCGACAACAUGGACGAGUCGCAGUGCCUGGCUUCAAAACUACAAUCAAUCGUUCCGCCGAACACUGCGUACUGGUCUGGCGGCUUCAAGCACGAGCUGAACAACAUGUGGUCGUGGUGCUCCAAGGACAGCCCCGAGCCAAUCGACGACAGUUUGAUCACGGAGAUCAGCAACGACGAGAGCAAGUUCGAGGACACGGCCAUCCAGCUCAGCUUCGACUACAGCACGCUGCUCACCAACUGGAAGCCCGAGAACACGUACAAUCUCAUGUGCGAAUCGGUCGAGAAGACAACAAUCGACCUUGUUGGAAGCAAAAAUUGCAGGGCAAAGUGCAUAAACAAGGAAUGCGUCAGAAACACGACAUUUUUCAAGCCAGGUUUGGGAGAACAGUUUGAGCUGAAAGAUCGCUACAAACAUGGCCGCUGGGUUUCAAAAUGCGGGCGCUACUUCCUGUUUUCGAAGGAAAAGGCAACGUAUUUCGAAGCUCGUGACAAGUGUUGCGCCUUGAACACCCGCCUGCUCGCGAUUAAAACUGAGGCGAAAAGGAAGUGCCUCACGAAACUGGCAAGAGAUUAUCCGGAAAUUAUCGGCAACUACUGGACUUCUGGGGCGGACUUCGGGUGUCCCAACAAUUUCCGCUGGUGCUCGGUGGACAGGGCCUUUUUGAGAAAGGAAAUUAAUUGGGGCCCUGGCGAACCGAUGGUGACUAAAGGCGACUGCGUUUAUGUCAAAACCAGUGCAAUUCAUCCGCAAAACACGACUCUCCACGUUGCAAAAUGCACUGACCAAAUGCAGUACGCCUGCGAGGUUCGUCAAUCUGGAACGAGCGUCGAAGCCGUGCAGAAGGAGUGUGCGGAGUUGAUGGUCCUCUCUCUCGAGGAGGUCUAUGCAUUGGAUGUUCCGGAAAAUUACACUUACAGAAUGAAAUGUUACGUCAAGUGUUUGGGAGAUAAUCUUGGAAUGAUUGUUAACAACACGUUGCAAGAGGGCAAUGUGCUUAAACUCAUGGAGAGCUCGAACGAAAAGAGCGACAUGCAAAGGGGUUACGAUGCCAUCCAGAAGUGCAAAAGCGAGCGAGUGGAGAACGACGACUGCGAAAGCGCGUAUCGAAUGUACAUGUGCGGUAAGCGCGAGGCCCCAGUGGUUUUCGGCAAAGUGGUUGUGUACAAGUUCCGCAUCGAUGGUUAUGUUUAUCCGCCUGUGAAAAUCGAGGUGCCGCGCAUUUGCAACAUGAACCAGAAUGUGGACUGCAGACAAAACCGGACCAUGAUGAACGAAUUCUACACAAAAAACGCCACAUCUUUCGGUGGUACAGCAUUUACUGGAUGGGAUGGCAAACUGUGGUACAAAUCUGAGUGGGCUUUGAAUCACACGUAUGAAUACGCGUACAGAUCAUGCUGCGCCCUGAAUAUGUACCUGCCGAUUACGACGACCUUUGACGAAUUCAAAAAACUCUACGACUCGAUCAACGGUUCGGCGGUUGACAAUUACUACGGCGAAACCUUCUCGAAUCCGGAGGGCGAGCGUUGGUGCCGGAACGACGCGAAACUGCACGUCGACAUGACGGCCGAUAACUUCAGUCUUUCUCACGAAAGAUCGUUCUUGUACACGCGACGCGGCGGCAAACCUCUGUACAAGCUGACCACGCUCAUGUUCAGCCACAUGUUCGACACCAGGGUCAAUUACUUCUACUGCGAAUCCUACGUCGAUCCCAAUGAGGCUCAAAAGUAGACGUUUUCUUGCUUUUUCUUGGUUUUGGCUGAUGGCUUUGCGUGGCGGGGAAAUAAAAUAAAAUGAAUUCGGUAUUGAAAUAAA
This is a messenger RNA of Cloeon dipterum, 2302 nucleotides long. RefSeq lists its product as uncharacterized. NCBI's taxonomy places the organism in Eukaryota, Metazoa, Arthropoda, Insecta, Ephemeroptera, Baetidae. The transcript has 23 exons. The record is from RefSeq and is a predicted model, not a curated record. The coding region runs from base 32 to 2218 and encodes 728 amino acids. Gene Ontology annotation, molecular function: odorant binding.